AUGAGGUGCAACUACGUCUCGUGGCAGUCCAGAGGGUGGUGUCGCGCCGAAUGGUGGUGCCACCUUUUGUCCAACAAGCCGGACACCAGCGUCAUCGUCGUUUACUCUUGCAGGGAAGCCGAGUUCAUGUUCCCCCUGAGCUGGCAGGAGAACAAAGUUUCCGAGGGUGAGUUUACCGUGGAAGCAGACCGGAGAGUUGUAGCAAAGCUCGGUGAGCGAGCGUUGGAAAGCAAGAUCAGCUUUCUCUCGACGGCUGGGCCACUGAGUAGGUAUCGUUACUACUUGGCGCAAAGGCCGCAACUACUUUGCCAACGAAGCGAAGAUUUCAGCCUAACGGAGUUCCUCAGCCACUUUCGCUUCCCGGAUCGCCUUGAAGAGGCGAUCCAGGACACCAGCAGUAUGAGCCCGGUGUUAUGUGCGGUUUUCGCCGGCGACGCCAAGAUCUUGCGUGCCCUUCUUGAAAACAGGGCGGAUGCGAAUCAAAAGCUGUAUGGCUUGUCAGACCUCGGCUUCUACGAUGGUCAGACCGUGCUAAUGGCAGCAACGAAGUCGCGCCAGACCCCGAAGGUUCUGUCCACGCUCAUCGAUCUGCGUGCGGAUGUGAAUGCGGCCACCAGAAUAGGUCUCACCGCCGUAGCCUUAGUGCGAGAUCCUGGACAGCUGCGAGUUCUCAUGGAAGCGCGGGCAGACAUCCAUACGCCGGGGCGGCCUUUCGGGCUGUCACCAAUAGCAGGUGCUGCUGUGUGGGCCUGUCCCGAGACCAUCGCUGCCAUGCUUGCGGCAAGAUGUGAUCCCAAUUUCACGCCGCAGGGCGUUGGCUAUGGCCCAUUGCAUGCUGUAUGCCUGCAGGCACGCAACAGUAGAAGGGCUACCGAGAUAGCAAGGAUUCUGCUUGCCAGCCGGGCAGAUGUUAACUCCACGGCAGCUCCGGUUGGAGUUUUCAAGCUUGUUUGUUGGCUGUCGCAGGCCCGCGUGGCCAUGAGAGGUUUCGGGCACUGUUCCAUUGUUGUGAGAACUGCUGCUGCUCUGCCCGGCCUGACGCCACUUGGCGCUGCUGCCCUCAUUGGUGACGAAGGUUUAGCCCGUCUUCUCUGGGAGAACGAUGCCGAAGUGCUUGCAAACCAGCGAGGCGACUUACCUGAGGACCUGGCGAUUGCAAAUGGACAUGAUCACUUGCUCCCUCUCCUCGCAUCCUUUGGCGUGUGA
This is a messenger RNA of Symbiodinium necroappetens, 1206 nucleotides long. The record is from the annotation of a GenBank genome assembly. NCBI's taxonomy places the organism in Eukaryota, Dinophyceae, Suessiales, Symbiodiniaceae.